Messenger RNA from Peromyscus eremicus (cactus mouse), 627 nucleotides. It is a transcript of the gene Tomm6, whose product is annotated as translocase of outer mitochondrial membrane 6. Lineage: Eukaryota; Metazoa; Chordata; Mammalia; Rodentia; Cricetidae. The coding region runs from base 116 to 340 and encodes 74 amino acids. The record is from RefSeq and is a predicted model, not a curated record. The transcript has 3 exons. Gene Ontology annotation, cellular component: mitochondrion; mitochondrial outer membrane translocase complex.
CGGGCCUUCUCGCUUGUUACCACCAGCCGGCGGAAGUGCAGGGUCGGAAGUUGCGCGAUCGACCUGCGCCGACUCUGCGCCGCGCGCAGCCUGUGCGGAGGUGCUCGGUGCUGUUAUGGCUUCUAGUGGGAUGACGGUGAGCGCCUCCGGCUCGGCCAACGAGGCCCCCGAGGUUCCAGACAACGUAGGAGACUGGCUCCGCGGCGUCUACCGCUUCGCCACCGAUCGGAACGACUUCCGGAGGAACUUGAUCCUCAAUUUGGGACUCUUUGCCGCCGGAGUUUGGCUGGCCAGGAACUUGAGUGACAUUGAUUUGAUGGCCCCUCAGCCAGGGGUGUAGCCAAAUAAUGGAAUUCCUGUGUUGUACUCAAACUUCCCAAAGACAGCCUGCUGUCUAGGACCACAAGAUACUACCUGGUGGCAGCUGAAGUUGACACCUCUCCUUCUCUGAACCUCCACCCUACCCCUCCACCCCCAGGCAGCCCCCAGCUUCAGCUGAGAUGUUGCUUCUGCACAGUUCUGUGUGCAGUUCCCAAGUUUCUGCAGAGGGUGAUCUUUGCCCUUGUCCUGAGGAGUAGUGAUGGUUCUUGAGAAAAAUAUUUCAAAUAAAGCCUGCACACAAAGACA